AUGUCCCGCAUCCCCCAGCCAUCCUCCCCUCGCACGCCGAGUAAACCUACACACUCGCCUACAUCAUUACUCUCACCUGGUACACCCCGAACCCGCACGCAGUCCACGGUCACAUCGAGCUCCAGGCCGACAACGACACCGCUGAGGACGCAGCGGAGCUUGAAGACUCUCAAGCCAACGUCCAAGUCUCCAGCGCCUCCAAAAUCGCCAGUUCCACGUAGAGCAAUGCCGGCGAAAGCUGAAUCUCCUGAGCCAUCAAGGCCUCAGCUUAGCAUCCGUGAACAGAUUGCCCUCAGGCGCGCCGAAGCAAAGAAGGCACAGACGGGACCGGCCGAAGGAAACGAUGGAUUGGACUUUGUGGGAUUCGAGGAAGCUCUUCCUGGAAACACUGAGGAUGAGGUCGGUCGCUGGUCAGUGAAGGAAUCUAUCGAGCGUGCUCGGAGCUCAGGCACCCUCAACUUGAUAUCGCGUGCCCUUCCUUGCCUACCAUCCGCUCUGUUUGAGAUUCACUUGGGCAUCAAGUCUGAACCCCUGAAGUCUGUCCCGCAAGAACCACCUAUCUCUACGUCGACCACGGACGAGAUCUCAGCCGGUCGUCGCAGAGGAGGUCAAUCCAACGCCCCGUCUUGGUACGAAGCACAGGACUUGCAGGUGCUGAAAGCAUGGUCCAACGAGAUCGUCGAGAUUCAACCGGAAAUAUCUAUGUUUGGCUCGCUGAAAACAGUGGAUCUCCAUAACAACAAACUUGUCAGCUUACCAGAUAGCUUCGCUGAUCUGACCGCGCUGGUUAUCCUGGAUCUCUCGCACAAUGCGCUUACGUCCCUGCCUGUCAAUCUCUUUGUCCUUCCCAAUCUCACAACCCUCAACCUGUCACACAACUCCCUCACAUCUCUACCCUUCCGUGCACCACUCGACACUCAAGGCUCUAAUACGCUCAGCCGAACGCGAGACGCCCGCGGUGACUGGUUUUCGCAGAGUAUAACUCGAGCGACAGCCCCUCUUCCACGGCUGACGAUGCUCAAUGCAUCGCAUAAUCAUCUGGCCGCCCUGUCUAUCCAGUGCGCGGGUCUUCCUUCGCAAAUCAACAAACUCGACCUGUCCGCUAACCCACUAGGUCCGUCUACGGAGCUCUUUCUGGCUCUCGCCCGUCUGGAGCGUCUACGCGAACUUCUCUUGGAGCGCGCAGAGAUCGGAGAUGAUUCCUUCCCUGCCGACAUUCUGUCGUCGCUAUCUCCCUCAGCAACGUUCCCGGUUCUGAAAGUACUUGACCUUGGCGAGACGCACGUCACGCGGGUCCUGCGUGUCGUGAUUGGCAAGAAGGUCAUCAGAGAGGCAUGGGAGAUUGAAGCGGAGCGGAGAGCGAAGACAAAGGCUGCCCGAUACGGUGGGGCCGGAGUAGAGGAGGGCUUAAACAUCGGUGGUCGUGCGUCUCGCAACGGGACGCAGAAGCAGGAAGUGGUGCAGGAGGCAUGGGAGAUUGAGGCAGAACAGGGACUGUUGACAGAAGGCGCAAAGAGACGGGCCAGAGCGGCGGCGGCGGCGGCGCGGACCUCUAGCCCGCCUGCAUCGUCUGCAUCUUCACCUACCCCAACUUCACCACGCAAGAACCAGGUCGUGCAAAAGGAGCCAUGGGAGAUAGAGGCAGAACAAGGUCUUCUGACCGAAGGUGCGAAACGACGGGCACGAGCUCAGGCUGCAGCUGCAGCUGCAGCUAGUACCAACGAGUCUUCGCGUGCGCAGGCCGCUUCUCCAGCAUUGUCAGAAGCUCGCUCAUCACCUUCGCCUUCGCCCAACACUGCCCACGCACGUUCCAUCUCUCUGGCCGUGUCUUCCUGGGGCGACCCGAGGCGAGGAGGGGCGUCCUCAGGCGGUUCGGAUCUUGCUCUAGCCAUCCCGACAGCCGCGCUGCCCCUUGCGGCGAUCGCCGCCCAGCCAUUGGCGCAGACCCUCAGAGUGCUCAACCUUGUCAACCGGCGGAAGGAUCCAUCCUUCAGCUUGUCCGCUGACGACGGUCCGUUCCUCCCCUGCCUCGAGGAGCUGAGCCUCCAAGGAUGUAGUCUCCCCGACUCGGUCCCUGUCUCGCAUGUGGCGAAUGGUGACGAGUACUCUUCGCUUCGCAGGAACGAGCCUCUGCUGUCCCUUCUGGCGAAGCUGUUCCCUAGCAUGCGGACGCUCGACCUGUCAUACAAUACCCUGAGUUCCGCUGCGCUGACAAAGGAUGCCCUGACGCAUCUCAUCCUCGCCGCUCCAUCUGAGGAAAUAGGGAAUCCUCGUAAAGGCCUGCGGCACCUCCGACUUCGCGGAAAUCGGAUUACGGAAUUGGAUGGCUUCCAAGGUCUCGCUGAGAUGUUCAAGGGGAACCGAGAUGUGCCGCAGUGGAGGCUCGAGGAACUGGAUCUGCGGGACAACGAGAUAGGAAAAAUCCCGCCAGAGUUGGGACUGCUGUCGCUCGACGUGUUCUUAGUGGACGGCAACGUUUUCAGGGUACCUCAGAGGAGAGUCUGGGAAAGGGAAGGGACCAAGGGACUACUCAGCUGGCUGAGAGGAAGAAUCGAGUAG
Messenger RNA from Fomitopsis serialis, 2559 nucleotides. RefSeq lists its product as uncharacterized. Bases 1 to 2559 code for a protein of 852 amino acids. Gene Ontology annotation, molecular function: protein binding. NCBI's taxonomy places the organism in Eukaryota, Fungi, Basidiomycota, Agaricomycetes, Polyporales, Fomitopsidaceae. The record is from RefSeq and is a predicted model, not a curated record. The transcript is spliced from 6 exons.